This is a messenger RNA of Lasiodiplodia theobromae, 1389 nucleotides long. Its product is annotated as Cop9 signalosome complex subunit 12. The record is from RefSeq and is a predicted model, not a curated record. Gene Ontology annotation, biological process: poly(A)+ mRNA export from nucleus; transcription elongation by RNA polymerase II; post-transcriptional tethering of RNA polymerase II gene DNA at nuclear periphery. Gene Ontology annotation, molecular function: RNA binding; double-stranded DNA binding. Bases 1 to 1389 code for a protein of 462 amino acids. Gene Ontology annotation, cellular component: transcription export complex 2. NCBI's taxonomy places the organism in Eukaryota, Fungi, Ascomycota, Dothideomycetes, Botryosphaeriales, Botryosphaeriaceae. The transcript is spliced from 3 exons.
AUGGAUGCCCUUCUUAGCGACUUCAAGCGUGCGUUCGCUGCCGGCAACGGCUACGGCAUCGCUGCAACAAUCACGCCCGUUCCGCCACCCAAGGCUCCAGGCCUCCUCUACGCCUUCUACCGCAGUACGACGCCGCCCAGCGUCCAGUCCGACCUCCGUCACGGCCUUGGCUCCAACAAUGCCAUUGGGUUGACAAAGGCCGAGAUCAGUGCUUGGACAGAGGUCUACGUCACAUACUGGAAGGCACUGGGUGAAGUGUUGAGCGCUGAGGAGACGUCGCACCAGGGCCAGAGAGACGCAGACUGGUCCAAGGCCUACGACACGUGGAAGGACGUCGUCAACGCCCUCAUCAAGGGCUACUCUGGCGGCCACUUCCCUGCUUGGACUAUUCCUUGCCUCUACGUUGCCGCCAAGUACCUUCGUAUCUUCGCCAUCAAAGCUGAUCAGAGCGCUGCUCAAGCAAAGGGCAAGGCGAGUUUCAAUGCUGGCUUUUCAGAUGACAUCACAGAUACCAUGGGCAAGAACGACAAGUUAGAGGACGCUGCCAGAAAUAUCAACCGCAUAUUCAGCUUAUGCAUCAGCGACCGGGAGCCCUUGGAGGAUUCCCGCAAGUGGGCGCUCUACUACAUUGCCAACAUCCUCUUCAAGACUUACUUCAAGCUGAACGCUGUUAGCCUCUCGAAGAACGUUCUGCGUUCCCUGCACGCCGCCCGGGGUGACAUGCCGCCGUUCAGCGCCUUUCCAAAGUCUCAUCAGGUGACGUUCAAAUACUACAGUGGUGUUUUGAGCUUCCUUGACGAGGAUUACAAGCAAGCAGAAGAGCAUCUCACCGAAGCCUGGCGACUCUGCUACAGAGAUUCCAGAAAAAACCGCGAACUGAUCCUGACCUACUUGAUCCCUUGCCAUCUCCUGACCACUCAUACUCUUCCAACCCAGCGGUUGUUGGAGCCAUACCCCCGCCUGCAGCAGCUUUUCACCCCCCUUGCCACUUGCAUCAAGAGGGGCGAUCUUGCCGGCUUUGAUGCUGCUCUUGUUGCUGGUGAAGAUGAAUUUGUCAAGAGGCGCAUCUAUCUGACCCUGGAGCGCGGCCGUGAUAUUGUGCUGCGAAAUCUGCUCCGCAAGGUCUUCAUCGCCGGAGGCUUUGAGCCGCUAAAGGAAGGCCAAACUGAGAAAGACAAGAUUCGGCGAACAAGAAUCCCCAUUGCCGAAUUCGGCGCUGCUCUCAAUCUGAGCAUGGCUAGGCGUGACGGAGAGGCUCUCGACAAUGACGAAAUAGAGUGCCUACUCGCAAACAUGAUCUAUAAGAAUUUAAUGAAGGGCUACAUUGCUCGCGAGCACGGGAAGGUUGUUCUCAGUAAAGCCGGCGCAUUCCCCGGCACCGGCGUGUGA